UUUUUUUUUUUUUUUUGAUUACUAAUACACACACGCUUUUAUUGGUAAGUACUAAUUAGUACCUAACUCAACCACCUUUACCAAAUGUUCUGUUAAAGUUAAUAUACCAAACGUUUAUGUUUCAGGACGUGUACCUAUCAGAAGCUAUAACCCAUUUUCCUACAAUAAGUAACUGAUGUAAGAGACGUUACGUAAAAUUUUUUUCGAUCAGUUCAUUCCCAAUUAAGCUCAUUUCCAGUGUCAUCUGAUGCUAGAUUAAGUGAAAGACCACACGGUACUCUCAAACAGAGUCGUAAGCAUUUUCUCCAUGUGUAUGAGCAACAUUGGGUAACGCAUCUAUUUAAAUCACUCUCUGUGUUCUCUUUGGCUUCAUCAACAUUCCGACAAGAAAAAAAGAAAAAGAUCGUUAUGACAGUCAACGCAGAAAACAUCAUUCCGACAAGAACGCAUGUCUUGAUCUUCCCAUUUCCGGCACAAGGUCACAUGAUUCCCCUCUUCGACCUCACCCACCGUCUCGCUAUCCGCGGCGGCUCCGCCUUAAAAAUCACCGUCUUAGUCACUCCAAAGAACCUUCCUUUCCUCUCUCCUCUCCUCUCCGCCGGUCUCAACAUCGAAGCUCUCACCCUCCCUUUCCCCUCUCACCCUUCAAUCCCCUCCGGCAUCGAAAACGUCCAAGACCUACCUCCUUCCGGCUUCCCCACCAUGAUCCACGCGCUCGGUGGUCUCCACGCGCCGCUUCUCUCUUGGAUCACGACUCACCCUUCUCCUCCUGUAGCCAUCGUCUCUGACUUCUUCCUAGGAUGGACUCAACACCUCGGGAUCCCUCGUGUCGAGUUCUCUCCUUCCGCCGCCGUCACUUGCUGCAUCCUCAACACUCUUUGGAUCGAGAUGCCAACCAUCGGAGGCGAUGAUGAGAUUCUCGAGUUUACCAAGAUCCCGAACUCUUGGAGAUACUCUUGGUCUCAGAUCUCUUCGAUCUACCUAAGCUAUGUUGAUGGAGACAAAGCUUGGGAGUUCAUAAGAGACUCGUUCAGAGACAACGCGGCGAGUUGGGGACUCGUCGUGAACUCUUUCGCCGACAUGGAAAGUGUUUACCUCGCACACCUGAAGAAAGAGAUGGGCCAUGAUCGUGUAUGGGCCGUAGGCCCAGUUCUUCCGGUGUCCCUGGGUGAUCGUGGUGGUCGGACAUCAGUUUCUGUCGAUCACAUGAUGUCGUGGCUAGACGCACGUGCGGAUAACAACGUGGUUUAUGUGUGCUUCGGAAGUCAAGUUCUGUUGACUGAAGAGCAGACUCUCGCUCUCGCUUCUGCGCUUGAGAAAAGCGGCGUGCAUUUCGUUUGGGCCGUCAAGGAGCCCGUGGAGAGAGAUUCGUCACGUGGCAACAUCCUGGAUGGUUUUGAAGAUCGUGUGGCUGGGAGGGGUCUGGUGAUCAGAGGAUGGGCCCCACAAGUGGCUGUCCUACAGCACAGAGCCGUGGGAGCGUUUCUAACGCAUUGCGGUUGGAACUCAGUGGUGGAGGCGGUUGUCGCCGGCGUUCUGAUGCUGACGUGGCCGAUGCGAGCGGACCAGUAUACAGACGCGACUCUGGUGGUGGACGAGUUGAAAGUGGGCGUUCGUGCCUGUGAAGGACCAGACACAGUGCCUGACCCGGUGGAGUUAGCUAGAGUUUUUGUUGAUUCCGUCCCCGGGAAGCAAACGCAGAGGAUACGAGCCAUGAAGCUGAGGGAAGCAGCGUUGGAUGCGAUCGUUAACCAAGAACGUGGAAGCUCGGUUAAGGAUAUGGAUGGAUUCAUCGAACAAAUCGUUAGCUUAGGACAAAAGAAAUGAUGCAAUCUAUGAGAGUGUACUCUGUUUUUUUUUUUUUUUUUUGUCGAAGUGUACUCUGUUUAAUUGUCGUAAGAUGAUAAUAAAAGGAAAAUUGGAGCCUAUAACCAAAAAAAACCGUAACACCCACUAGCCAUUUUCUCUAACAGUCCUAUACACGCCAGUUAAAUAUAUGUAUUCUCAUAUCUUGCAUUUCUGAAUAUAAUAUUAAUAUUUUUUAAAAAAUUAAGUUAAAAUCCAAAUUUAUAUAUUAUUAGAGAUGUAAAACUAUCUGAGUUAAAUUUUAGAAUAAUAUUUCAACAUCAUAUAUUUUUAAAAUUUUAAACAGAUAUGGAAAAAACUUAAAAUUUUCAAAAUUGUUUGAUUGAAUUAGUACCCGUGAAUGAGUAUUAUAAACCUAAUUAAUUACAUUGAAUAGUCAGUUUUAUAUUUAUUUUGAAACAAAAAGUAUCCAAAUUUUAAAUACUUUAACAAACCCUAUAAUAAUUUUGGUUAGAAAAAUUAUAAAUUUUACUUUUAAUUAUAAAAGUAUCAUUAAUCGAACCCAAUCCCAACAUAUGAAACUCAAAUGAAAACUAAACUUGAAAUCCAAAAAUUUGAAUAGCUAAAAGAAGUGGGUCAAACUGGACGGGGGUUGAUCGUGUCGGGUCAAGUAUAAUUCGACCCGAAAAAGAAUGACGUUGUUCGUUUCCUUAUCUUCUUCGAUUCUCUUAACAUUCCCUUCCCUCUAUCACACAUCCACACAACAAAAAUAAAUGACUCUCACCGUGAGCAGCGGUGGCGGAGUCUCUAGGCUCCACUCCAUAGACCUCACCGAUUCUUACCGUAAUCCCUUCUCCACCUUCAAACUCAUAAACUUCCCUUAUCCAUCAAGAACUCGUCUUCACGUGGUCUCCGCCUCCAAAAAAGCCUCCUCCCAAACCGGUCGGUUCGACAGCAAAAAGCGCCGAACCCUCGUCCCGACAACAACAACCAAGGAACAGCCGGAAGAAAGCAUCAACGACGACGACACAGCACCGUCUCAGAUCGAAUUUGCCGACGACGAAGAUAGGUUUGCGGUGAAUACACGCUUCAGAGGCGAUCCCAAAGACGCUCCCAAGUUCUCGAUAAAGGAUCUUCCCGGGCUUGAACCUGAUCCAUUCGAAGGUCCUCAGUGGGAUGGUUUAGGUUUCUUCGUUCAGUACUUGUGGGCUUUCGGCAUCGUUUUCGCGUUAAUCUCCGGUGGAAUUGCGGCGGGGACGUAUAACGAAGGUGCGACGGACUUCAAGGAGACGCCUGUUUACAAGGAGGCGAUGGAGUCUCGUGACCUUCUUGACGAAGCAGAGGGUUCGAACUCGGAAGAUGUGUUUGAGUCCAAUCCGACAGAAGUCGCGCCUAGUUUGGAGUAGUUUUAGUUCAGUGUUUUGUUAAAGCUAUAAUUCGAAGUUGAUCAUGAGCUUCUUGUGUUCAUAUAAUGUUACAGAAUCAAAGCGAAAAAAAGCGAUUAUUAAAUAAGAAUGUUGUGUUUUUA
Brassica napus (rape) is the source of this 3334-nucleotide messenger RNA. Its product is annotated as flavonol 3-O-glucosyltransferase UGT89B1. The transcript has 2 exons. The record is from RefSeq and is a predicted model, not a curated record. Lineage: Eukaryota; Viridiplantae; Streptophyta; Magnoliopsida; Brassicales; Brassicaceae. Gene Ontology annotation, molecular function: UDP-glycosyltransferase activity. The coding region runs from base 409 to 1827 and encodes 472 amino acids.